UGUAGCAGUUUGGACACAAGAAACUGAUCUCGAGCUUCUUUAAGUCUGUCAGUGUAACGGUGUCUCUCCACCGCCGCUGUUUAGAACGGUGUGGUGAUUGGUGAAGCGCAGCUGAAGUCCCGCCCACUGCCUGAAUGAACCCUAAUAUAACCGGAGUAAGUGAAAGUAAAAUUCAGCACAGACCUUUAUGCAGCUUCUCCAUUUUGUGAGGAAGAGAAACGCAGCUUUUUUAAAAAACGAAUUUCUGCAGUUCUGAGGGGAAAAUAAAUAAAUAAAUUCACUCUCUGACUGUAGAACCUGGUCUUCUGCUGAGGCAGAGCCACACCACAGUGAACGAAAUGCAGUAUGUUUGGGUGAUAUUACUGUUCCUCCCCAGCACACUUUCACAGUAUACAGGGAGGUUCAGGUUGGUGGUUCCAGAAGCUCCUGUUUUCAGUGUUCCUGGUUCUGAUGUUGUUCUGUCGUGUUCUGUACGAGAGGAGUUUAGUCCAAACAUCAUAAACGCUGUGGAUCUGAACGUUACUUGGUCCAGAUCAGACCUGAAAGAUUCACUGGUUCAUCUCUAUGAGAAUCAUAAAGAUCUAAACACAGGUCAGAUUCCUUCUUACAGAGGAAGAACCGCUGUGUUUAAAGAGCAGCUGAAGAAUGGAGACGUCUCACUAAAACUCUCCAACGUUCGGAUUACUGAUGAAGGAGAAUACACAUGCAGAGUUGACUCUACGAGCUUCAGGAGUGAUAAAACUAUUAAACUCUCAGUUGAAGUUGUGGGAAGUGAACCAGUGAUCACUGUGGAGAAAUAUGAUUCUGAAUCAGGAAAGUUCAGUUUACUGUGUGAAUCUAAAGGCUGGUAUCCUGAACCUGAGCUUCAGUGGAGGAACAGUAAAGGAGUUAAUGUGACUGCAGAAACAGAAACUCAGCCAGUCGCUGAUUUCUUUAAUGUGAAAAGCAGAAUCACAGUAGAGAAAAUCGACUCGUUCUUCUGCUCAGUGACACAGAGAGUUCAUGAGAAGGAGGGAUGGAUCGAUGCUCAAACCCUGCACGGUGAGUUACUCCACACUCCUACACACUCACUGAAAUAGUAGAUGUAAAAAUGUAUAAGCACAU
This is a messenger RNA of Astyanax mexicanus (Mexican tetra), 1104 nucleotides long. Its product is annotated as butyrophilin-like protein 8. Lineage: Eukaryota; Metazoa; Chordata; Actinopteri; Characiformes; Acestrorhamphidae. The record is from RefSeq and is a predicted model, not a curated record. The transcript is spliced from 4 exons. Bases 339 to 1079 code for a protein of 246 amino acids.